This is a messenger RNA of Moneuplotes crassus, 767 nucleotides long. The record is from the annotation of a GenBank genome assembly. Lineage: Eukaryota; Ciliophora; Spirotrichea; Euplotida; Euplotidae.
CCAUCUCAGUAUCUGAAUCUAUUCUUUCUACCAUCAGCUGUUGUGUAUUAACAAUCUCGCUAAAUUUUGUAAAUAUCUCAUUGAUAUCGGCAAGGGCUUCUUUGAUGUUCUCUAAGUUUUCAGAUCUGUUCUCUAUCAUUUCAAUUUGACUAAAUUUUUGGUUUCCUUCUCCUCCAUGUCCAGUAACUAGACCUUCUUCCUCAAUAUCACCACUAUCAUCAAAAAUUCUAUUUCUUUUGGAAUGAUUAAAGUCCUUAAAACUAGUAACUCUCCUGUUUGAAAUCUUGUUUUUAUCUUCAAUAAAAUUGAACCUCUUCUUGGUGUUCUCUUGUUUUUCAAUAACCUUCGAUCUGAUGGUCAGGUAGUCUUUAAAUUCCUGACUCAGAGCAGCUAUUUUUAAAUUCAAGAUCUGUAGUAGACCGUCACAAUUCCUAUCAUCGUCCUUUGAAUGGUGAGAACUCUGUAGUCCAUCCUGGUAAGAUUUAUUUUAAGUCAUUUAUCUCAAAAUUAAUGCCUGUGAUCUCAUCCUUAAUUUGUAUAGUCAUCUUAUGUGAUGCAUCAAAGAUAGAACUAGACUCUCCGUUAGCCCCUUGAGCUCGAACUAAAUGCCUUAACAAAUUAUUGGUGUCAUUGAUCUUCUUAAUCACUGAAAUUCCUUCUGUGAUAUAGGAGCUUUUAUAACUGGCAUGGUUCCUCUCUCCAAUCCUGAUUUCGAGGUAAUUGCCUCUUCUGUGACCGAAUUUGGAUGUCAUUUUGAAGAAUUCUGC